AUGGAUAUAUCAGAGCAAAAUGCUAACGAGUUCUCUGAAGCUGAAAAGGAUUUAAAAGUAAAAAUACCAAAAGAGUUGAAACAUAUCUUAGAAAUAAAUGGAUAUACUUUACUGAGCUUAAUUGCGGAAAUGACUGAUGAAGACGUUGAAAAUGUAGAAAAAUUUUCAAGGGAAGUUUUACCAAAUUUAAUUGAGCUGGGUCAGCAUAAAGAAUAUUUUGAAAUUUUUCAUGCAGCUCCGGAAAAAUGUACUUUCUUGAAUGGCCACAAAAAACUAAUAUUUUGUUUGCAAAAAUAUUAUAAAGAACUCUCCAAAAAUAUGUAUUCAUCAACUGUCGAAUUAGCUGUUGAAUCUGUAGAAAAUAAAAAUGACUCUCAAGCAUCAACUUCUUUUCAAGUUCAAGUUUUUCUCAAAACGAAUUUACUGAAUUAA
Molecule: messenger RNA, 432 nt
Organism: Psylliodes chrysocephalus
Lineage: Eukaryota; Metazoa; Arthropoda; Insecta; Coleoptera; Chrysomelidae
Source: the annotation of a GenBank genome assembly